GGAACGCUCUCGCUCCGAGACUCUUUAAUUUUUCAUGUUUUCAAAAGCGAAAGAUAUUACGGGAUUCCCCCUACGUCAUCUUUAUUGGGCAGAGCUUCAAAUCAUUUCUGUCAUUAUUUCAAAACUUGACUGACAGCCGGAGAAAGUCACGUGAGGCAAUAUCGCAGCAUUGCAACUUUCGUAUCCACGGCCAUGUGCUCUCGGUACGUUCGGUAAUAGACUGACAGCGGACAAAACAUGACCGAUGAAGAACUUUAUGCCGAUUUUCCCAAAAUGGAGGACAUUUUUGAUGCCGGGUUGGCUGAAGAUGAACCCAGUUCUUAUUGGUUCAGCUUUGAGCCGCUCGUCGCCGAGGAAGAAAGCUCUCUAACGCAGAUGCACCUAUAUUCUGAGCGCCCAGAUUGUAACACAACCAGCUCUACGCCUAGUGAGCAGAUCACCGACUUGGAAAUCGCAACACUCCCUAUACGCGAACUUAACAAACGCAUGAAGAACCUUCCCCAAGCUGAGGUAUUGCAAAUCAGAAAACGCAGGAGAAGCUUGAGAAACCGCGAUUACGCGACCAACUGCCGGCGAAGGCGUGCAGCGGUUAAAGAGAGCUUGCUGACAGAAAAUCAGCGAUUGCAAGAUCAGCUACGGGCGGCAAAUGAAGUCCUUUCCAGAGCGGUAAAAGAAAGAGACUCUUACAAAAGAAAAUUUUCAGAACUGCAUAAGGCGUAUGUCACCUUUAAUAGACCUAAUGUUGCAAGAAAAUGGUAACUUUCAUGCAAUGGCAUUCAGUAUUGGACCGACAUAUUAAUUUGAGUAGAUUCGAUCACCGGUCUCACAGCCACAGAAACAAUAAUAAUACGUGUUACUGGAACUUUCCUUCAAAAUUUUAUCAUGUGAAGUCGAAUUAAGGUUAGUGUGCUCCAAAUGUAUACCAAUUACACGAGCUAUUUUGAGUAAUAUUCCGAAAGAAUUUCAUCAUCAGUCAUAUUUCUCAUAUCCUAGCGUAUUGUUAGAAUACUGAGGCUUAUAACGCCUGGUUAUUUCAAUUGGAAAUUCCGUAAACUAUAGCUUUAGAGACUCAGACACAACUCUCGUGUUUAGACAUUAUAGUUGCUUUUUGAAUGGCUUUGUAUUUCAGUCAGUGAUAAAAUUAACUUUACUUCAAUUCACUUGAUAACAAGCUUAUUCCAUUUGAAUAUUUAUUUUUAGACCUCUUUAUAACGCGAAAAGUCUAAUGUAAUUCGAACAAUUGCGUAUACAUAUUGUUUGUUGUUCAGAAGGGGAAAAGUUCUACCUACCUACUACUAACAAUGAUAUCUGUUAUAAAAUCCGAAAAUUGCUGUGGAAAUUUCGUUAUAAAGUCGGUAAAGAUUGAUUCGUCAGUUAGAGAAAAUGUCUCACUGAAAGAUCAUUUAAUACUGUUGCUGACUGAAAAAAAGUCAUUUUGUGUAUUAUAUGAUUGUGUCCGUAGGCGAUAUUUUUAAGUAAACAGGAAGGAAUAAAUUUUUGAACCAAAUGAAUUUAGAGGUAUUCAUGUAAUUUGAAGAAACUAUACUCUACUUCAAUUUGAUGUUGCAUGUUGUUAACAAAUUAUGUACAA
Molecule: messenger RNA, 1591 nt
Organism: Pocillopora verrucosa
Lineage: Eukaryota; Metazoa; Cnidaria; Anthozoa; Scleractinia; Pocilloporidae
Product: transcription factor MafG-like
Biological process (GO): regulation of transcription by RNA polymerase II
Cellular component (GO): nucleus
Molecular function (GO): RNA polymerase II cis-regulatory region sequence-specific DNA binding; DNA-binding transcription factor activity, RNA polymerase II-specific
Source: RefSeq, a predicted model, not a curated record